Molecule: messenger RNA, 3828 nt
Organism: Pogoniulus pusillus (Red-fronted tinkerbird)
Lineage: Eukaryota; Metazoa; Chordata; Aves; Piciformes; Lybiidae
Gene: CEBPZ
Product: CCAAT enhancer binding protein zeta
Exons: 16
Coding region: 104-3292 (1062 amino acids)
Cellular component (GO): nucleus
Source: RefSeq, a predicted model, not a curated record
CCCAGAGCAAGCUCCCUCGGAGUUGCUACUGCCCUUACAGGACCUGCGUUCCCGCCGUCCCGCGGGGCCGGAAGCGCGGUGCGUGAGCUUCCGCCGGGCGGCGAUGGCAGCGCUGUGGGAGUUCGGCGCUGGGGACCCGAGGGAGGCAGAGCCUGGCAGCGAGGAGGACGAUGGUGACGAAGAGGAAGCUCAAGAUGGAGAAGCUGAGGAGUUCACGCUGGAUGAGGUUCUUCGCCUCGGCGGCACCAAGCAAGACUACCUGAUGCUGUGUGCCGUGGACGAGACAGAGGAGGUGGUGGACGGCGGCAAGAAAGAUGCUAUCGACGACCUGAAGGCAGGGGAGCUGGAGGCUUUCGUCAGCUCCCUGGGAAUUGAUAAGUAUGCGAAAACUUGCCUGGUGGUGGAGGGCGAGGAGGAGGAGGGUGACGGCGGUAGUGGAAGCAAAGAGAAAGAGAAGCUUCUGAAGAAAGAGAAAAGCAAGCAAGAAAGUAACCCUCCUUCGUUAGAAGGGAAAAAGGGGAAAAAAGUCAAAGAAAGGGCAAGCCACGUGAAAGAUGGCAAGAAGAAGCGAGCUAAUGGCGAUCAGGACGGCCACCUUUUGACACAGAGAGAUAAGCCAGAAGAAGAUUUUGAAUUUCAUGCAAGGCAAGUGAUACUGGUAAAGCCAGGGGGCAAAUGGUAUGAACAGGAAUACACCAAUGAAUUCUCUUCAGAGCCACAAAAUCAGAUGCUCCAGUCCAAAUAUAAGACCUUAGCUCAAAAGCUGUACCAACAUGAGAUAGACCUGUAUAAGAAUAAGACAGAUUAUCAGAAGGGAGCCUCCUCAACAUGGAUGAAAACUGUUGUGUCAUCAGGUACCCUGGCUGAUAGGAUGGCAGCAAUGACCCUUCUUAUUCAGGACAGUGCUGUUCACAGUCUCCAGUAUGUUGAGAACUUGAUAAACCUCAUAAAGAAAAAGGGCAGCAGGCAUCAGAGCCUCAUGGCUUUAGACACCUUCAAGGAGCUUCUCAUUUCAGACCUCUUGCCAGACAAUCGAAAGUUAUGGUCUUUCUCUCAGCGACCAUUUAGCAACAUAGAGAAGAUGUCAAGUGGCAACAAGGAUUCAAGAGACAGAAGGUUGAUACUGUGGUACUUUGAGCAUCAGUUGAAACUGCAGGUGGCAGAUUUUGUGCAGGCAUUAGAAGCACUGAGUCACGAUUCUCUGACAGCACCCAAAUCACGAGCUUUGGCAGUUGCCCACGAACUUCUCUGUAACAAGCCUGAGCAGGAGAAAGCUCUGCUUGUUCAGCUGGUAAAUAAACUGGGAGACCCUCAGAACAAAAUCGCCACCAAAGUCUCUUAUCUUUUAGAGACAUUGCUUCACAAGCAUCCAAAUAUGAAGGGAGUAGUGUGCAGUGAGGUGGAGAGGCUUUUGUAUCGCUCGAACAUCAGUGUGAAAACUCAGUACUAUGCCAUUUGCUUUCUAAACCAGAUAGUCCUCAGUCAUGAAGAAAGUGCACUGGCUAAUAAGCUGAUAACUUUGUACUUCUGUUUUUUCCGGAACUGCAUUAAGAAAAAAGACAUUGAAUCGAAAAUGCUCAGUGCUCUUCUUUGUGGAGUCAACAGAGCUUACCCAUACGCUGGCACUGGUGAUGAGAAAGUGAAAGAACAAAUGGACACCUUGUUUAAAGUUCUGCAUCUUGUCAACUUCAGUACCAGUGUCCAGGCCCUGAUGUUGCUCUUUCAGGUGAUGGACUCACAGCAGUCUGUAUCGGACAGGUACUAUGCAGCGCUAUACAAGAAGCUUCUAGAUCCUGCUUUAGCAACCUGCUCAAAGCCAUCCAUGUUUCUUAAUCUUGUCUAUAAAUCUCUGAAGGCUGAUGUAGUGUUACGACGUGUGAAGGCCUUUGUGAAGAGGUUACUUCAAGUCACUUGUGGACAAAUGCCGCCCUUCAUUUGUGGAACCCUAUUCCUUCUGUCUGAGCUUCUGAAAGUAAAACCGGAGUUGAGAGUCCAGUUGCAGGAUCAUGUGGAGUCAGAUGAUGAAGAGUGCUUUAAGGAUCAAGAAGAAGUUGAAGAGGAUGAGGAAAACUUUGUGGAUGCAGACAAAGAAGCAGAAGGUGAAGAGAAGAACACAGUGGAAAAUUCUGCUAAAACAAACGAUUCAAAUUCAACAGCCUCCUGGGUGCAUCAUGUGAACAUGACAGGCAGAAAGAGCAGAGCUUCCUAUGAUCCUUUACACCGAAGUCCUGUAUACUGUGGUGCAGAAAAUACAAGCCUUUGGGAACUGAAGAAGCUUUCUGAACAUUUUCAUCCAUCUGUGGCCCUAUUUGCAAAAACGAUUUUAGAAGGAAAUCACAUUCAGUACUCUGGUGACCCUUUGCAGGAUUUCACAUUAAUGAGAUUCUUGGAUCGCUUUGUGUACAGAAACCCCAAGCUCCAUAAAGGCAAAGAAAACACCAGUAGUGUUGUAAUGCAGCCAAAGAAGAAGCAGUUUAUGAAAGAUAUGCAGUCUCCAGCAGUCAACAGUAAGGAAUUCCGUACCAAAGAUGAAAGCAAAAUCCCAGUGGAUGAAGUGUUUUUUCACAGAUUUUAUUCAAAGUUUGAUAAGAGAGGAGAGAAACAGAGGCGUCAGGAUGAUGAAGAAAGCGUGGAAGAUGUAGAUGAUGAUGAAUUUGAAAGAGUAUUAGAUACAUUUGAGGCUGUUGAUAGUGCCAUUGAUGUUGGCCAGGAUAACCUUGAUUUUGCCGGUAAUCUAAAAAAGAAAACAAAAGGUGGUAAGAAAGACAAGGAAUCCAGUCCUGACUGGGAGGAUUCUGAUGAUGAAGAUGAAUUCAGUGAUCUGGAUGAUGAUGAGGUCUCCUUGGGAAGUAUGGAGGAAGACUUUGGAGAGGAUAUGGAUGAAGAGGGAGGUGUAUUUAUGGAUGUAUCUGACGGUGAAAACAGCUUAGACCUCAACAACGACAAGCAAUUGAAGUCUGUCAGUAAAAAGGGCAAGAAAAAGCAAGAUCUGAAUUUUGUGGGAUCAGGAUCCAGCCAAGGAAAGAAGAGAAAACUCCAAGAUGCUGGUAUACUGGCAUCUGCAGAAGAGUUUGGCUAUCUGCUGGAUGAAAAUGCUGGGUCUAAGUUUGACAAUAUUGGAAUGAAUGCAAUGGCCAACAGAGAUAAUGCAAAUGUCAAACAGAUCCAGUGGGAAAUUGAGCGAGACAAGUGGCUUCACAACAGGGAUGUGAAAAGCAUCAUCAGAAAGAAGAAACAGUUCAGAUACAGAGGGCUGAAAAACAAGUUCAAAGGCAAGAAAUCAAAAAGAUGAACUGGACAUUGUAAUGAGGACACUUUUACAAUAAUUACUCUGAAAGAAUUUUGUAUUAAUCACACAUCUUUCUUACUUCAGUUCUUGCCGCUUAACCACGUCACUUGGUCAUUCUCCCUUAUGCCAUGAAUUCCAGACCACUCAUUGGAUUUGUAAUACGCUGAAAAAUAGGAAUAUCCAUGUCAACUCUGUCACAAAGCAGCUCACAUUCAGACAUGCCUACUUUUGUUAGAUGCACAGUCCUCCAGUUCUGAGGACUCCAUCCAACAGUCUGACACUCCAGACACACCAAUGCAUAACAAUAAACACUUCUGCAGUGUCUCCUGAGGUAAGAUUUAAGCAGUAAUAGAAUCAGUUUUAUAUGUAAGAUGCAACAGAAGCUUCAGCCAUGCUUCUGAAGCCAACAGCUAUACACCCACCUUCCAGAAUUGAUGGAAACCUCUUCUGCAUUGUAUAUCUGAAAUCUGACAAGAAAGAUAAAUCAGAUUUUACUUAGCAUGUUUUAAGAUGAAUAAUUAAAUGCAGUAUUUUUUUAA